Messenger RNA from Clunio marinus, 1574 nucleotides. Lineage: Eukaryota; Metazoa; Arthropoda; Insecta; Diptera; Chironomidae. The record is from the annotation of a GenBank genome assembly.
CGAGUUUCGUGUGGAGAGUGUGAACAAGUUCACAAUCUAAUAAUCUUUUUAAAAAGAAAAAGAAGAAAAAAUGAAUGAACUUAACGCUGAUGAUCCUAGCUUGCUAGUUAUUGCAUUAGAUACAAAUCCAUCGCAGAGUAUUUUAAAGAGAAAACCAAAUUUAUUGACAAAUAUUCUCAAUUCAAUUUCGGCAUUUGGAAAUUCGCAUUUAAUGCAAAAACCUCAAAACAAAUUAGCAGUUAUAGGUUGUCAUCAUCAUACGAGUAAGUUUCUGUAUCCGUCAACUGAUAAAUCACUUGAAGUGAGGCAAAUUGAUGGACAAUAUGAAUACUUUACGUUGGUCGAAAAAUCAAUCAAAACAAAUCUCGCUGAUAUGAUUACAAAUGCACCAAAAGUAGCUUCAAACAAUGAAUCAAUGCUAGCUGGAUGUUUGGCAAUGGCAUUAUGUUAUAUAACAAGAAUUAAAAAAAGUCAACCGCCCGGUUGCAAUCUUAACACAAGAAUCCUGGUAAUUACUGGAAGUGAAGAUUCGGCUCAUCAAUACAUGACAUACAUGAAUGUAUUUUUCACAGCUCAAAAAGAAAAGGUUGUCAUCGAUAUUUGUGCAUUAGACAACACAUUAGUUUUACUUCAACAAGGUUGUGACAUUACUGGCGGGCAAUAUCUGAAAGUGCCACAAAUCGAAGGUUUACUUGAGUAUCUCUUAUGGAUAUUUCUGCCGGAUCCAGCAAUUCGCUCAAAAUUAGCUCUUCCUCCACCAGUCAAAGUCGAUUACCGCGCUGCUUGUUUUUGCCAUCGAGAGCUGAUUGACAUUGGUUUCGUCUGUUCCGUUUGUUUAUCCAUAUUUUGCAAGUUUUCUCCAAUCUGCACAACGUGUUCGACUGUAUUUAAAGUUCCUGUGCCUCUCAAGCCCAAGAAAAAGAAAAUUAAAACAUAAAUGUUUUGAUAAGAAAUCUUUAUAAUAAAAUUCAUUCCCAACACCUUAUACAAAUUUGAAUCGUCAAUUUUUACAAUUUUGAUUUCGAAUUUUUGUACAUUAAACGCAUUUCUCGUCGUAAGAGUUUUCCACUUGGAUUUCUUGGAAUAUUAUCGAUGAAUUUCACACCACCACGAAGCCAUUUUGCUUUGCUUGCAUUCUCAGCUACAAAAUCAAUGACCUCUUGUUCCGUGAGAGUUUCUCCAGGUUGUUUGACAACAAAAGCGAAUGGAAGUUCACCUGAUUCUUCAUCAGGAAUUCCAAUCACUCCAACAUCUUUGAUUUUCGGAUUUGAUAGAAGCAAACCUUCAAUCUCAGCUGGUGGAACUUGUGAAGCUUUGUAUUUGAUCAACUCUUUUAAUCGAUCAACGAUAUAAAACAUUUGAUCUUCGUCAUAAUAUCCAAUGUCACCAGAAUGCAACCAACCGUCGCUAUCGAUUGUCUGACUGGUUGCUUUCGGAUCAUCCACAUAGCCUUUCAUCAAAACAUCUCCUUUGAAGCAAAGUUCGCCAGGUUGAUUUGGUCCCAAAGUUUUUCCAUUCUCAUCAAUAACUUUCACAUAAACUCCUUUUAAUGCUUGACCAACCGAUCCAGGUUU